AAGAGAGAGAGAGAGAGAGACAGACUGUUAAAGGUUAUGUCAAAAUGGCGUUUGCUAUCUCCUGAGCCCAGAGAUUCAGCAUCGACGACGCGGUGUUCACUGCCAGCGGAUCCGAAAUGCCGUCCAGGUCGCUGCCAACCAGGUCGCGCGCGCGAUAGAGUGAGCGAGACGGAGAGAGAAAAAAAGUGACAGCUCUUGUGACGUAACGCGCCACGCGAUGAGAUCCGUUUACAAGUUGUUCCUGCUGUGCCUUAUCCUGGCCGCGCUGAUAAUCCUGCUGAACGUGACGGCGAAUUUUUCCAGCAAGGUGAACGACCAGACGCUCGCGAGCCGGGAACGUCUGGUGCUGCAGAGGAAUAAGUCACCAGGAGUCGCGUCGACAACGACGCCGUCGUCGUCGCUGUCGUCGUCGUCGUCGUCGUCGACGGGCGAGGUGACGAUAUGCGUCGUGGUGUGCGGGGACAGGGUGCACGAGGCUCUGACGAUGCUCAAGUCGGCGCUGGUUUUUACUAACAGGCCCCUGCAAUUCGUGAUACUGGCGGAGCACGAUCUAAUUCCGGCCUUCAGCGAGAAACUGUCGGAAUGGAAGCACAUGUCGAACAAGACCUUCAACUUCCUAGUGCGACCCAUCACCUUCCCGGACGGCAGCGACGUGGCCAUGUGGAAGAAGCUGUUCAAGCCUUGCGCAGCUCAGCGACUCUUCCUACCAACUGUGCUGAAUGAUACGGAUGCGGUGCUCUAUGUGGACACGGACACUCUGUUUCUGGCCCCACCAGAGAAGAUCUGGGACGAGUUCAAGAAGAUGAACUCCAGCCAGCUGGCAGCCCUCAGCCCGGAACACGAGGAUCCCAACACCGGCUGGUACAACAGAUUCGCCAAGCAUCCUUACUACGGCAAGCUGGGUGUCAACUCUGGAGUGAUGCUGAUGAAUCUUACAAGAAUGCGCGAGUUUCGAUGGACUGACUACGUGAUUCCCAUACAUAAGGAGUACAGACUGAAGAUCACCUGGGGCGAUCAGGAUAUCAUCAACAUAAUAUUUCACCAUCAUCCGGAGAAGCUGUACGUCUACUCGUGUAGAUACAACUACAGGCCUGAUCACUGUAUGUACAUGUCAGUGUGUGCGGAGGCGGAAAGAGAGGGUGCCCUGAUGCUGCACGGUUCCCGUGGCACUUUCCACUCGCAGAAGCAGCCGCCCUUCAGGGCCGUCUACACUGCCAUGCAGGAGUAUCAGCUAAACACGGAUCCAUACGACGAGCUGCUUGUGCCGAUGAGAAGUUACCUGGCACUGGAAGACAGGUCUAACUGCGGUAAAGUUCCCAAAGUGUUCAUCAUCCAGCCGGAGUUGCAUUUAACUCCCCACAAUUUUUGAAGCUUCCAUUCAAGAAUUUUUUAUACACGGUCGCGCGAGCUACACUUGGACUGUCUUUUGAAAUCUUUAUAGAUUUUGAAGUCUUUAUAGCGCUCGUCCUGACGAAUAUUAUACAGUAUAUUAUAUACAAAUAUAAAAUAUGGUAUGUAAUAUA
Nylanderia fulva is the source of this 1523-nucleotide messenger RNA. RefSeq names its product glucoside xylosyltransferase 1 shams (gene shams). Gene Ontology annotation, biological process: protein O-linked glycosylation via N-acetylgalactosamine. NCBI's taxonomy places the organism in Eukaryota, Metazoa, Arthropoda, Insecta, Hymenoptera, Formicidae. The record is from RefSeq and is a predicted model, not a curated record. Gene Ontology annotation, molecular function: UDP-xylosyltransferase activity.